CAUCUCAGCACCCGCAGGCGAUGCUAUGUCUUAUCAUUCAUCUGCCCAAGGAAGAACUGUUCCUCCUCGAGCACUGAAAUUGAUUCCAGCAAAAUAUUUGGGAGGAUUUCUAAUUUCACAAAAGCACCUGGAGAGGGAUGAAACGUAAAAGAAUAUAUAUCCUUCACCACAGCAAUGAGUGAGUCGGCGUCCUUUCACUCAACAACGCUUGUUUCAUUGGCCCGAUCGCUGUCUGGGUUUGGACUUGAUGCCGCCAAUGGAGGACUUGUCAACCCUCCUGACCUCGUUGAACAUCCACCGCCGGACUCUGGCAUCGAUCUGGGACCUGGACUGUUCUUUGCUGAUGGCAAGAGCAAAGUGGACUAUUUACUUUGCUACAAAUACAAAAAAAGACGGGCAUCGUCCAAGCAUCGUCUCUCCAUUUCAUCCAAUGGGACUGUACCGAUAUCAAUGGAGAGACUGGAAACGGAGACAGAGCCGGGCGAGGCGAGUGCAGCUGCGGGAGAUGCAGAGGAGUCAAAGCUCACUGAGGAGGAAAAGGCUUUAAUGAGGGAGGAGUUUGAAGCGGAAUUGCUGGAGGCUGGACUAGAGAUUGAGCGUGACAGAGAGAAGUCGAGUGGAAUAGGGUUUAUUCGCCUGCACAUCCCAUGGUCAAUACUCAGCCGGGAAGCAGAGCUGCAGAAGAUCAAAGUUGCUGUGAAAAAGAAAUGUGAAUUGCGGAAACGGACCGGCAUUGCUGGAAUGUGGGAUUCUGUUGCCACUAAACUGAACGGACCCUUUCAACCCGACGUCCCUGAGUUUGACAUGCAGGAAGACUCGCAGUCCCGCGUUUAUUUCAAACCCCUCAAACACCCUUUUAUCAGAGACAAGCUCCACCUGUACGACAUCAAGUCAACAACAACUGUAUUUGACAAUGCGACACGGAGUAGAAUAGUUGCUGAGAUUAUUUCACGCACAAAGUGCACAAACACUUGCCAAACCACUGGCAUCAGCUCAUUACUGGCUCGAGGUGUUUAUGACUCUGCCUUCUCUCUGCAUGAUGGGUCCUUCACGAGAAGAGGAGGGAAAGACCAGCGAAAUGACAGACAGCUCCUCCAUGAAGAAUGGGCCAACUACGGAGUCAUGCUCAAAUAUCAGCCAGUCGACCUAAUCAGGAAGUACUUUGGAGAACAAAUUGGGUUGUAUUUUGCCUGGCUGGGUGUUUAUACUCAGCUACUCAUCCCUCCCUCUGUGUUGGGCAUCAUUGUCUUCCUUUAUGGCAUAUUUACAGUAGACGACAAUGUGCCAAGUCAGGAGGCAUGUGAAGACAACCUGAACAUCACAAUGUGCCCACUGUGUGAUGCAGUGUGUGACUACUGGCGUCUAAGUACAGUGUGUUCGCUGGCUCGAGCUUCAUACCUGUUUGACAAUGGAGCUACUGUCCUCUUUGCUAUUUUCAUGUCACUGUGGGCUGCUUGUUUCCUCGAACACUGGAAAAGGCGACAGAUGUGUCUGAAACAUACCUGGGACCUCACAAGUUUGGAGGAUGAGGAGGAGCGAGUCCAGGAUGAGCUGAGGCCUGAAUAUGAAGAAGCUCUUCAGGAGAAAAAAGAUAAGAUGAAAGCUCAGUCUAAAAAGAAGUUGACCCAAGCUCAAGACGGCGUAGAUGGAGAAACAGACCACAUGCUGGCCUCCCAGCAGGACCCAGAGUCACUGGACAUUGAGGAUCACCUGCCAGGUUAUCUCAUCAAUGUGUCCACCUUACUGCUGCUGAUCUUCGUGACCUUCUCAGCAGUGUUUGGAGUGGUGGUUUAUCGUAUCUGCAUGUUAAGCGUGUGGUCCAUGAACCCUGACCCUGAGGCCAAGGCCAGCGUGAGGAUGACAGUCACCACCACAGGCAUCGUCCUCAACAUGAUGGUGGUUCUGGUGUUGGAGGAGGUCUAUGGAGCCAUCGCUGUGUGGCUGACCGAGCUCGAACUCCCUAGAACAGAGGAGGAGUUUGAAGAAAGGUUAAUCUUCAAGUCUUUCUUCCUCAAGUCCAUGAACGCCUUUGCACCUAUUUUCUAUGUUGCCUUCUUCAAGGGCAGAUUUGCUGGGCGGCCUGGUGAUUAUGUCUAUGUGUUUGGAGACUAUCGUAUGGAGGAGUGUGCUCCUCCAGGCUGCCUCAUUGAGCUGUGCAUCCAGCUCAGCAUGAUCAUGCUGGGAAAGCAGCUCAUCCAAAACAACGUGUUUGAGGUUUUAAUACCUAAGCUGAAGAAGAUGUACAGAACCAUACAGGAACAAAAAGGAAAGAAAAGAGCAGGAGAAGAUGAAGACGGUGAAGAAGGAGAGAAGAGACCAAAGCAACAGUACCACAAAGAUUUUGCCCUUGAACCAUUUGAAGGUGUCAGCCCAGAGUUCAUGGAGAUGAUAAUCCAGUACGGGUUUGUGUCUCUGUUCGUGGCUUCCUUCCCGCUGGCGCCUGCAUUUGCUCUACUCAACAAUGUCAUCGAGAUCCGCCUUGAUGCCUCAAAAUUUGUCAGUGAGAUCCGGCGGCCUGAUGCGGUCCGGUGUAAAGACAUAGGGAUUUGGUACAACAUUCUCUGUGGAAUCAGCAAGUUCUCUGUCAUUACCAAUGCAUUCGUCAUCUCCUUCACGUCAGAGUUUGUUCCACGUAUGGUUUACCAGUACAUGUACAGCGUGAAUGGCACCAUGAAUGGCUACACAGAGCACUCACUGUCGUACUUCAACAUCAGCAACUUCACUCCUGGCACAGCACCAACCACCACACUCAUCACAGGCGUGACCAUGUGCAGAUAUAAGGACUAUAGAGAUCCACCAUGGGGACAAGAUGCCUACACAUUCUCCAAACAGUACUGGUCUGUCCUGGCUGCAAGACUGGCCUUUGUAAUAUUCUUUCAGAACCUCGCCAUGUUCCUCAGCAUGUUGGUUGCGUGGCUGAUCCCAGACGUGCCCCGAUCGCUGCGGGAGCAACUGAAAAAGGACAACAUGGCAUUGAUGGAGUUUUUGCUUAAUCAAGACCAGGGAGCAUGUGCCAAACCCCGCUUAACAAAAGCCUCGAUCCCCCGCCUCUCCACAAUAGGCAUCGUGGUUGAGGCUCCACCAGAGGAGGAAGAGGUCCCCCAGGUGGAGGAGGAGGAGGAGGAAGAGGUGAGGGUUGAGAUCAAUCUGGAUGACCCCGGAGGGUUUGAUGAUAGCAAACCAGAUGUUUCAAAGUCAUUUGAAGAAACAGAAGAUGACAGGGAAGAAAAACAAGGAGAUGAAGAUGGAGAAGCAGGAAAAAAAGAGACGGAAAAUGGUGAAGAAGUGAAGGAAGAGGAUGAAAGUGGGGAGAAUGGGAAGAAUGCAGGAGAAGGAAAAGAGGAAGAAGGACAAAGUAAAGAAGAAGACAAAGAACUUGAAGCAAAGCCAGAUGAGGAGAAUGUUACUGUGGAUCUGGACUCCUUCAUGAGCGACCUGGGCCUGUUAGAUGAACAGCCUUCGUCCAGCACGGCGGCGGAUGCUGAGAUGACCCGCUCAGACUCCCAACAGGAUCAGCAGAAGGAAAAGCAGCCUCUGUCACAUCCUUCAUCAACAAGAGGCUCGUCCCAGAGUCUAAAGGCCCCUCGAGCAGACUUUACAACGUUAGACGUUGAAACCCGGGGGUUCUCACUAAUCGCCCCCCCUGUAAGAGAGCCAGGCUCAAAGGCGAAGUCCCGCUGCUCCACCCUGCCGUCCCGCCACACAGGAGCCGAGGCUUGUUACAGUCUGCCCCGGCCCAGCCACUCCACCAGCCUCACAAGGUUCCAGCAGCAAGCCGGGCUGGCCCCCCUCGUUCCCGUGGCCUCAUCGCCAUCGGCAUCACCUAACCCAUUCCCCCCCUCACGCACCCCUGCAACACCGGCAUCCCCGCGGCCGCAACUGUCACAACAGUCAUCUACUGAACUAUUUGUGCUGAAAGGUCCUCCACCUCAGCCGCCGCGCUCUCGGGGCAAAGCCCGGUGCUCCACCCUGCCCUCGCGACAAAGACCAACAUGUCCCGAGGAGCCCUCAACAAAGCCUAGCCAUUCUACCAGCUUUACAAAGCUCGGAGACCGCAUCCCACCUUCACCCAGUGACCUGAAGCGCAACAACACCCCCGUAUGAGGAGAACUGCAGGGCAGCAGGAGGAGACGGAGGGAGCCAGAGGGAGGGGAGGACUUGCAUGAUGGGCCUCUCCUGUUUGUGCCUUUGGCUACAUCCCCCCUGCUGUCGUCUCCAUCUGCAUAUUCCUGGGGGCUAAAUAGAGACAAUCAGGAUCAAAUGAACCUCUUUUUUUAAAACUCUUCCUAAUCCUUGUACACUUACCACUAUUUAUACGAAUAUUUAUACCACUCAGUGGUUUAGGUCUUGACAAACUGACUCUCAAAACUGUUUGCCACGACCAAUGAAGACCCCACUCGGACUGUUUUUCUUUUUGCAAGGGUUGUACUCUUUGUGUGUGUGUGCGUGUGUGUGUGUGUGUGUGUGUGUGCUUGUGUGCAUGCAUGUGUGUGUGUGUGUGUGUGUUGAUUUUGUCCCCAGUCACAGCUUAAUAGCCCCUGCUCUUCUUUUAUUUUCAGUAACUUUUUUCUUAUUGUGUCAAUGAUGCAGCAGUGCUGCCAUGUAGACCAGAGGAGGGUGAUAUAUCCGUCAUUGCUGAAACCAACAGUUACGCUUUUAGCUUUACUGUGUAUUUUCUAGAGGUUUUGAUAUAUAAAAUAUGUAAAAAUUGAAAUAAAAGAACCAUACAUUUUU
Cololabis saira (Pacific saury) is the source of this 4734-nucleotide messenger RNA. RefSeq names its product anoctamin 2a (gene ano2a). Lineage: Eukaryota; Metazoa; Chordata; Actinopteri; Beloniformes; Belonidae. The coding region runs from base 175 to 4104 and encodes 1309 amino acids. Gene Ontology annotation, cellular component: plasma membrane. The transcript is spliced from 29 exons. Gene Ontology annotation, molecular function: protein dimerization activity; chloride channel activity. The record is from RefSeq and is a predicted model, not a curated record. Gene Ontology annotation, biological process: chloride transmembrane transport.